Molecule: messenger RNA, 842 nt
Organism: Aegilops tauschii subsp. strangulata
Lineage: Eukaryota; Viridiplantae; Streptophyta; Magnoliopsida; Poales; Poaceae
Product: protein RADIALIS-like 3
Molecular function (GO): DNA-binding transcription factor activity
Source: RefSeq, a predicted model, not a curated record
GGCGAGCGCUAGCUCGCUAGCCUCGAUAGUUUAAUGGAGAGGCACUGCUCUGCUGCGCCAUUUGCGGCAGUUUUUAUUAGAUCCAUGUUGCCGCGAAGCCAACGGCUUUCGUCCCCGGCCCUAUAAAUAUGGAUCCAUCGAGUACUCCUCCGGCAGCAGCAACCCACAGGUCGAUCCAUCCAUUGGUCGCCACAAGAAGCCAAACUAGUCAGGUCGAGCUAGGAAGCGUAGCGAGAGAGCUCUGAGGUAGAGAUAAGGUCGUGGACAUGGCGUGGAGCGAUGCCGAGAACGAGAGGUUCGAGCGCGCGCUGGCCACGUACGGCCGCGACACGGCCGGCCUCUGGGAGCGCGUGGCGGCGGCGGUCGGCGGCGGCAAGACGGCCGACGACGUCAGGCGCCACUACGACCUGCUGACGCAGGACAUCGGCGACAUCGAGUCCGGCCGCUACGGUUACCCCAACGGCGGCGCCAACGGCAACACCAACCGCAACAACGGCAGGAACAGGACCAACCGGCCCCAGACAUGAUGGGAUCAUGCGGUUCACACAGUCGAACCAAGGACACGUAGGUACCAAGUGCAGUACGACCAAAGCUUAGCUAGCAGCUUAUUAUGCAUGCAAGCUGCCGUGUAUAUGUACUUCGUAUCUACUCCUAGUAUUUUAUGUUUGGGUCUUGGAGAGUAUAUGCAGUAGUAUAGCUCUGUCGCGAGACGAGAGCACGUACGUGUGCAUGUUCCACUUGUGUGACAGCAGUGUGCAUAUAUGGGUGUAAACUGUAAAGCUUGCACUACUGCUUUUGUGAUGGCAUGUUUGCUACCGAUGAAUGAACGAAUGACUGAAUGA